Molecule: messenger RNA, 2058 nt
Organism: Penicillium arizonense
Lineage: Eukaryota; Fungi; Ascomycota; Eurotiomycetes; Eurotiales; Aspergillaceae
Exons: 2
Coding region: 1-2058 (685 amino acids)
Source: RefSeq, a predicted model, not a curated record
AUGUUCGUAAUAUCACGACUCAAGCGCCUGCUUCGCCGACGCCCUCGAGUCCUGAGUCCCGUGAAUACCGUGCCCUCGAGCAACAAAGAGAGCCCACCCCCGGUCCACAAGAAGGGAUCGUCUUCGAACUACAAAGAGGCAUCGUCUUCGAACUACAAAGAGACCUCGUCUUCGGGCAACAAAGAAACUCCGCGCACGCCCAGACCAAAACUGCGAUUCAAUCGAGCCCGCGUCGAACGAUGGACCAGGCAGCUGACCGAGUCUCUGGGCGAGUCCCCUGUCAACAACAGCCGGCCAGAAGUUGACAAUAUCAACUACCACAUCGACUUUCCUGGAAGCUCGGAAACCGGAUCUCUCCCAUCGUGCUGGGGAGAACUUUGGACUCACGAUCCUGAAAUCAGACGUUUCUUGUGGGAAGACGCGACUCCUAUUGAACGGGUCGAUCAUAACUUCCGGAUCUUUCAUCAUACGCCUGUUUACGGCCCUGACCCUAUUACUCUACCUUCUCCUGCUUCUGCCUAUCAUUCUCCCGCUUCUUCGCCCUCCCCUUCUUCUCCUUCUCUUGCAUCACUAACCUUGCUACACCUGGCGGCGGUUUCUCCCCACACGCCUUCUCCAACCCUAAGCCAUCUCAUGGAGCCAGAAAGCUCCUCUUCCCUGGCAACUGUGCCUUCGACCAUGGUUGAGUUUGAUAAUGAAGGGAAACUGGUUACCUCUGCCCAGGAACGGACUUCGUCAGUCGAGGAUACGGAACCUGAGCCACCAGCUGAGCGAGUUCAGAAACGGACCUCGCCAACCGACGACGACCUGAAGCCUGAGAAACCAAUUAAGCGAGUCAAGCAACUUGACUUCUCGGGCCUCGACAAGAAGCGCAAGCGAUCUGAGGACCUCGACGUCGACACAGUCGGCGAUACAGAAGCAGACCUCAGUGACUCGGAUUAUAGCAACUUCACUCCGAGUGAGUCCUCCUCUCCCGUCUCAAGCGAGGAGGACCCGCCACCAUCACCAACCCCGAAGCGUGGGAAGAAAAAUCCUCUUGACCCUUCAUUCAGGGAUCCUGCCCCUCGACGCAAGAACAACAAAAGGAGGAAGAAGGGUUCAGAAGACACGGAAUACACUGACCAUGACAGUGAGGACGAUAUUUCUUUCGUUCCGAAGUAUGAACGCAAUCAACUCCUGGACAUUCAUCCCAAGAGGAGAGGAAAGGCUCAACUUGAGCCAGAAAAUCUUCCUAUCAAUCCUGACUUGGGACCACAGGAACAAGCACUUGCCGCUCAGCUUCAUGCUUGUUCCAAGAAGGCCUCGAUACCUCGACACUGGCAAAAGGAUUUCAUGACCUUGCCGGAGAAGUUGUUCUUUGCCGCGGAUAAUGACAAGCACGAAGAAGGCGAUUUUGUCCUUGGGGCUCACAAAAGCUCCGAGUUCUAUGCAAUCCGAGCGUUCCAGGGACUAUUGCAGGUUUGCGGCCAUGUGAGAGAUUUCUGCAAUGUCCUUCGUUCCCCGCCUGAGCCUUUCAUCAAGAAGACAAUCGAGAAGUACCUUCGCUGGGCAGUGACAGAUGCUGGACUCGUGGUAGAACCUUGCAAUAUCCCUAUGCACGUCGUUUACACCAAAACGGACAAAGAAGACUCGCAGGAAGCCAUCACCAAGUUCUACAAGAAGCUGCAGAUCAGAGCGAAUGACUUCAAGAGAUAUGUCCUUCUCACGCCAGCCCGCGACAAAUUCUGGCCAACUCUAAUAGGUUUCUUUGUCACUGGGCCUAUUGUUUCUGUGGUCACUCUUGACACCACCCCUCAGCCUUCAGACGCCAAUCCACCGUCUGAAGACAAAAGUGCUAAGCCUCUAGGCAAAGAAGACUCUUCGGAAAUCAACCUUCUCAUGUACAUGGACCUUUCAGAUAUGAAUCGCGAUGUCUGGGGUGCCAUGUUUCUCGCAAUCCUCAUUGGACAUGUCAGGAAUACGAUGGUCAAGCUGGCUAGCAACUACAAAUCCGCGUGGGUGGCGCAAUGCCCUGAUCCAUAUGGAGAUUCUGGCUAUUUCUCAGAUCGGGACCAGUAA